AUGACUGUUCUUAUAAUACGUCUUCUCAUAAUUAAUGUUCGUAUAUUAUGUCUUCUUAUAAUGACUGUUCUUAUAAUACGUCUUCUCAUAAUUAAUGUUCGUAUAUUAUGUCUUCUUAUAAUGACUGUUCUUAUAAUACGUCUUCUCAUAAUUAAUGUUCGUAUAUUAUGUCUUCUUAUAAUGACUGUUCUUAUAAUACGUCUUCUUAUAAUUAAUGUUCGUAUAUUAUGUCUUCUUAUAAUGACUGUUCUUAUAAUACGUCUUCUUAUAAUUAAUGUUCGUAUAUUAUGUCUUCUUAUAAUGACUGUUCUUAUAAUACGUCUUCUCAUAAUUAAUGUUCGUAUAUUAUGUCUUCUUAUAAUGACUGUUCUUAUAAUACGUCUUCUUAUAAUUAAUGUUCGUAUAUUAUGUCUUCUUAUAAUGACUGUUCUUAUAAUACGUCUUCUUAUAAUUAAUGUUCGUAUAUUAUGUCUUCUUAUAAUGACUGUUCUUAUAAUACGUCUUCUCAUAAUUAAUGUUCGUAUAUUAUGUCUUCUUAUAAUGACUGUUCUUAUAAUACGUCUUCUUUAUAAUUAA
This is a messenger RNA of Acanthosepion pharaonis, 576 nucleotides long. The record is from the annotation of a GenBank genome assembly. Lineage: Eukaryota; Metazoa; Mollusca; Cephalopoda; Sepiida; Sepiidae.